Molecule: messenger RNA, 675 nt
Organism: Glarea lozoyensis ATCC 20868
Lineage: Eukaryota; Fungi; Ascomycota; Leotiomycetes; Helotiales; Helotiaceae
Exons: 2
Coding region: 1-675 (224 amino acids)
Source: RefSeq, a predicted model, not a curated record
AUGAAGUUCACACAACUCACCUCCCUUGCCACCGUCCUCGCUCUGAGUACCGCAACACCAAUCGACUAUACACCAAAGGGCGGUUGGGAGAGCGUCACAUACCCAGCCCCACCAGGAGGAUGGGAAAGCAUCAAAUAUCCACCAGGAACCGGCGAGAACCUCAAGUUUUACCCAGCCCCGCCUGGUGGAUGGGAGUCGGUGAACUACGGUAACAAUUACGGACAAGGAAAAUGGACAUCGACAUAUCACGUCAAGGCCAUCGGGGCCGAAGUGAGGAAUGGUACUACUCCAGCUCCGGGUCCUGCCGAUGCAGUUGGCUACUUUGACUUCCAAAUUAACAGCAAGGAAGAUAAGAUCUGCUAUCAAAUCACUCUCUACAACGUCGCAGGCGUACCUCAAUCCCCUGCAAAGACAGCAACACACAUCCACGAAGCCGUCCGCGGUGCCUCUGGACCACCACGUCUCGCAUUCAAUAACCCAGUUGGAGACGACAAGAUGCGGUAUUCCGAGGGAUGUCUGACUGGUCCAUUCACCACUGGCUUGAACGGCGCGGAUGGAAAGGAUACGGCUACCGGAUUCAAGGUUGCGCAGAUUGAGGCGAAUCCAAAGGGCUUCUUUACCGAUCACCACACCAGUCUGUUUACUUUGGGUGUUGUUAGGGGACAGCUUGCUUAG